Messenger RNA from Polypterus senegalus (gray bichir), 3635 nucleotides. It is a transcript of the gene cfap210, whose product is annotated as coiled-coil domain containing 173. The coding region runs from base 112 to 1773 and encodes 553 amino acids. The record is from RefSeq and is a predicted model, not a curated record. The transcript has 9 exons. Lineage: Eukaryota; Metazoa; Chordata; Cladistia; Polypteriformes; Polypteridae.
ACUCCGAAGUUGACUGAAGGAGGUUGCGGGAAGUUUGUCACCUUUCUUCGUAAAAUGAAAAAAUAAAGUACCUCUUAUUGUAUAUAUUUAAAAAGAGGAGGCUCUGAAUAAAUGGCAGCAGUCGAAGUGGUACAGUACGGACGACGAAAGGGGAGAAGUAGAGAAAGCACACCAACACAAAUGCUGACCCAGCAACAUGUACCUGUUGACUUUCACGAUCUUCAACAGGUCACCAUUCUACCAAAAGCUGAAUGGCAAAGGAUUCAGGAGAACAUCAACAAAGUUAACAGGGAGGCUGAAUGGUUACAACAAGUAAGGUGUGAAAAGGAAAGUCUGCAUGAACGUUCUAAGGAAGUUGUUAAAAACUGGUCAAAUACCAUUGCUGGUCAAAGACAAAAGAAACUUGAAGAAAAAAGAAUAUGGGAAGAGCAGGAAGAGGAAGAGAGAAGGAAACUAGAUUUAGAGGAAGCUCAGCUUAAGGCUGCCAAGAGGAAAGAAGCCAUUGAACAAGCAAAAACACUCCAGUACUACCAGACCGACAGAGUCAAAGGAUUCCACAGUGCCCUUUUGCUUUCUGAAGUUAUCAAGGAAAGAGACGCUCAGGUUGAGCUGAAACAGAAGAAACUAAAUGCCAUGAAAAAUAUAGACAGUGAUAUUCUUGGUCGGAUGCAGCGAGAACGUGAGGAAGCGAUAUAUGAAGAUCAGCAGAAGGCACUGAAACGCUUCCUUGAUCAAAAGGCUACUUCUGAAGCACAGAUGGAACAGAUAAAAGCUAAACAGCAAGCAAAAGAAAAAGAUACAUUAGAAGAUCAAAAGGAAGCAGAAGCCAUUAAGUUGCAGACAAGGCUAUAUGAGUGGGAACAAAGCAAAUUAAAACAGCUGAAGGAUGAAGAGAAGAAGCAAUUAAUGGAAUCUCAUAAGGAGCACAUAUCAAACAAGGAGCUUAUGAAAGCAAUUGAGAAACAGAAACAAGAUGAAGAACAAAAAAUGAUUCAACUUUUUUCAGAAGCAAAACAAAAGAUGACAAAAUUGAGAAAAGAAAAAGAAGCUGAACUAUUCAGGGAAAAGCAGGAACAACAAGAUCAAAUGACUGACCUCCUAGCGGCACAAAUCCAGCAGAAGCAAUUCAAUGAUGAUGAGAUAAUUGCAAAAGCAGUGGCAGAACAAAAAGAGAAAUUUGAAAAGGAAGUAAAAGAAAAGGAAGCAAAGAGGACAGAAGAGCUGAAACUGAUUUCUGAGCACCGAUACAGAACGGUUAAAGAAAAAGAAGAAAAGAAAAAGCAGGAAAAGCUGCAGGCUCUGGAGGCUCUCUACACAAAGAAAGAAUCAGACAGAGAAUUUUUAUCCAAGCAGUGGGAAAAGGAGCAUAAAGUUAAAAUGGAAAACAAAAACCUUCAGGAUGUUUUAAUCCAUCAAAUGGCAGAAAAGCAGGAACAAUCUCGGCGUCAAAGAGUACAACAGCUGGAGUACGACAAGCAAAACGCAGCUCUCAACAUCGCUGAAGAGAAACAGUUCCAAGAGUACGCAAAUGAAAUGAUCGAGGCCUCCAAAAGGGCUGAAAGAAACGUGUAUGCCCUUCAUAAAGCAGCCAGAGGCGGCAUUGGUGGUGGCCUUGGCCCAGUGGUCGGAGGACUGAGACCGAGUUACCUAACCCAAGACAAUGUUGGAGUCCAGCUCCCAAAUUAUAAUCGCACCAGUACACAAGACAUUAAACUGCUCCAUGACACUGGAAACAUACAGCAAUCUAAAAAAAGACUGGGCUUCACUUGGUAAUUAAAUCGGGGGGCCUUUAUUUUAUAUAUGGCACAUUUUGCCAGUUAUAUGUAUCUCAAGGUGCUACAAGUUGUAUAUGUUAAACUUAAUUCCUAUUUUUCUAUACCUGCAUUCAGGCAAGUUAUGAGACUCGUUCUGGGUCCUAGAGAAUGAAACAGUACAGAUAAGCUGGCAUCGUUUUAAUGUUAUAUUAUGCCAUUUAUACUCGACUCAGUCUCCAAUACCUUAUUUGUACCUUAAAUGAUUCAUUCAGGUUAAAGCUAUAAGUCAGUACAGCAUGCUUUACAGAUACAGAAUAACAUUCUACUAGUGAAACACACAAUCCUAAAACAAAAUGCAAAGAACUUGCACUUGAUUUUGAAGUGAAAAUUUUGAUUAUCAAUAGGCUUGUCGGGAAAAGGCUUCAACUAUAAAUAAGCUUUUCUGCCCUCCAGUAACGGGCCCACUAGGUUUCCGUCACUUCAGUUUUUUUCAACUUCCAAGACAUGUCAGGUCAUAAGCUUUCGAUUCAGACCAAGAUCAAGGUUUUGGCCCCAUUGUCAUGCGAUUACUCACAAACCAGAUAUUAACAAUUUAUAUUCCUAUACAGAUAGAUAUUAAUUGAACUUGUGUAAUGGUAGAUUAUGUAUCCUGCUUAGAGCCUUACAGAGUUUUAGCUCAAACAGACAAAAAAUUGUGUUUUAACAGUCCAGUGCCGCAGCCUCAGCUUUACAUGACCUUCAAAUUACAAUCCGGCCUGGAGUUCUACAGCAGACACCCAGUUCUUAAACAUGACUUAUUCAUAGGGUCAAUAUUGUCACAUAUUGUCAUUUUUUACAUUCAUAUAGCACUUUUCUCAGUACUCAAAGCGCUUUACAUAGUGAGCGGGUAGCCACUCCAAACACCACCUAUGUGCACCAUCCACCUGGAGGAUGAGACUGCAGCCAUUUUUGCUCUAGAACACUCAUCGUACAUUAACUAUUAGGUGGUGAAGUGGUGAGGGACAAAGCCAAUUGGAGACAGGGAUCUUUUAUGGCCACAGGGAGUAAGGACCUCAGUUUUACAUGUCAUCUGCACAGGGAUCCACAUUCAGACCACCGUGUAAGUGCCCCCCCCCAAGCCGGCCUCACCAAUACCUGUUCCAGCCACAACCUCAGAACCCAAGCUCUUCCUGGUUGAUCUCCCAUCUAUGUGCCGGCUGAGCCUGAACAUGCUUGGUUUCAGAUGGAUGACCACUUCUGAAGUGCUGGUGGCAUGGCUACAAAAUAUAAUGAAAUUCAUACUAGCAAGAGCUAAUCAACACGUAAUGCGUCACAACGAUUAAAAAGUACAACUACCUUACCAUGAGACUUCGGUCUUCCAUAUCUGAACAAAAUCUAACUACUAUCAGUUUGAUCAGUAAACACUGCUGACUCUCCAACAUGAAGUGCUGUAGUUCAAUAAAAAAUAGAAAUGCAGAACGUAAUUACGCAAUAAUAUCCUGGAUAAAUAAAUACGUUUAAGUGAAUUAGACUGAAUAAAUUAAUCAGGUAACUCAAAAUCGUUUCUAAGGUUGAUAAGUGUCACUUAAUAAAAAGGCCAUUCCCAAAAAUACUUAAUAUCACCAUAACAUAAAACAAAUACUUUAAUGCUAAAGUAAAUAUAAUUUAAAAAAAUAAAUAAUGAAAGUAGUUAGGCAAAUUGCGAAGCUAAGAAAUUAAAUUGAAAUGACCUUCACAUUGGACAGAAUGAAACGAAACUGUACAGGAAGUGGUGCGUCUCCCUAGUGGUCCCUUACGGUGUCAAACUUGCCGGAAGUAAUCACUGAAUAUAAAAAGACUAAUGGGAGCUCUUUGUUACUCAGCAAUAAUAAAUAAAUGAAUUAAAAGCAGUUUCAACACAGA